This is a messenger RNA of Stylonychia lemnae, 465 nucleotides long. Lineage: Eukaryota; Ciliophora; Spirotrichea; Sporadotrichida; Oxytrichidae. The record is from the annotation of a GenBank genome assembly.
AUGUUGUCCAUCCUACGACUAUUGAUACUACAAUAAUCCUUAUCAAACCUCUGCCUUGGCUGCUAAACAGAUUACUAAGAACAGCUAUAAGAACAUUAGGAUAAUGAGCUUUAUAUAUGGAGAAUCAGUUAGGAAGAUUAUUAGAGUACGGAGUUUGAGUACAAAGUUGACUCAAACUGCUAAAUGUGUUCUCAUUUAGAUAUAGCUAUUUAUGAAGAGGAAAUAGACAUUGAGUAGAAAUCUAAACUAAAUUCUUCACUUACACAGGAAGAUUAAAAAGUUCAUUUUGAAUAAUAGAAAUUAUUAACUGGUGAAUAGUUAAAACUUUAUUCUUAACAUAGAAGAUAUAAAGACUAUUACUUUUAUGAAACUAUUGAAAAAGAUGAGCAAUAAAAGAAAAAUUACAUUGAAGGAGAUAUAAAAGAAGUUCUCCAACAUUUGUAAUUCUUUAAGAAUCUUGAUUGA